AUGACACCGCCACUCAUCGACGCUCAUUGUCACCUACACGACAAUCGACUGUGGUCUCCAAACUCUCCACCGAGCCACGAACGACUCGAAGGUGUGCUCGCGAGGGCUCGAACAGCUCAUCUGACCCACGUCGUGUGUUGUGCUACGCACGAGCAAGAUUGGCGUACCCUCGAACAACUCAUAGAGCAACAGAAGACGAAGAGCCAUAGCUCCAUGGUGAUUGUACCAGCUUUGGGGGUGCAUCCCCGGUGGGCACCUGAGCUGGCAUUCAGUAUUCAAGACGGAUUGGCGUCACUGCGCGACAAGUUGGCAAUGUACCCGAGAGCAAGCGUGGGCGAAAUCGGACUGUGCAAAAGCACUCGAGGACGAACGGUGCCACUGGAUGUGCAAGUUGCAGCGUUCCGAGCCCAGUUACAGCUAGCGGCGGAGUUGGAGAGAACCUGCGUGCUGCAUUGCGUGGGCUAUCACGGCAAGUUGCUGGAGAUUCUGCUCGGAGUUGCACAUAACUUGCCUCCAGUACUCGUGCUGCACUCCUACAGCGGAUCGCCGGACAUGAUGCGGUCCUUCCUCGCUCUACGUGGUUCCCGAGUCUUUAUCUCGCUGAACGCCAAGCAGCUGACAGAUCCGCGGAUGAAAAAGGCUGCAGCUUGCUGCAAGGCAUUACCAAUUGAAGCACUGCUGCUCGAAACUGACGCCCCCGAUCAGGCACCUUCUGUCGAGCUUGUGGAACAGGCGUUUGAUCAGGUUGAUGAAGCACCGCUAAUGCUGCGAGAGGGCUCGACAGGUGUAAAUGAACCUGCUCUCGUCAAACUUGCGCUGUUAGGAGCGGCAGAGAUCCGAGGUGAAGCGCCUGACAAACUAGCGGCUGCGGUGUACCAAAAUUGCAAGGACGCAUUUGGCCUCGACAAUGUGGCACAAGAGUGA
Messenger RNA from Peronospora matthiolae, 924 nucleotides. Lineage: Eukaryota; Oomycota; Peronosporomycetes; Peronosporales; Peronosporaceae. The record is from the annotation of a GenBank genome assembly.